GCUAGUGGAGGGGCGGACGAGAAGGCGAGGAGCUGAGGGGAGAGAGGCUUCACAGAGCUUGCUUGAGCCUGGAGGGGGCUGCCGCUGUUUGUCUCUCCACUCCACCCACCAGCAGUUACCUCGGGAGGGCAUGGCAAAAUCUGGUGCCUCCUUUCCGGAGUCCAGUUGGAUGGAGAGGGAUUUCCUGGCCGCGAUCGGCAAGGAGCAGCAGCACCCGCACAAGGAGGAGGCAGGCGCGGAGGAAUCUGCUUACUUCGGCGGAGCAGGAGCAGCAGCAGCAGCCCCGGCAAUGGACUGGUCCUUCGCUAGCAAGCCCGGCGCCGCCCCGGCGUUGAUGUCGUUCCGGUCAGCUUCGUUCCCCCAGUUCUCCUCCUUCGACGGCGCCAAGAACCCGGCCCCUCGUAUCCUCACGCACCAGAGGUCGUUCGGCCCCGACAGCACGCACUACGCCGCCGCGCACCGCACGCAGCAUGCGCUGAACGGGGCUAGAGUCACUCCGGUCUCGUCGCCGUUCAACCAGAACAGUCCGAUGUUCAGGGUCCAGAGCUCGCCUAGCCUUCCGAACGGUACUGCGUUCAAGCAGCCGCCUUUUGCCAUCAACAACAACGCUGCGGCCAGUUCUACUGUUGGUUUCUAUGGAACAAGGGAUGUGGUGAGGCCAAAGACAGCACAAUUGACGAUCUUCUAUGCUGGUUCUGUCAACGUAUUCGACAACGUCUCAGCUGAGAAGGCUCAGGAGCUCAUGCUCUUAGCCAGCAGAGGGUCUCUUCCAAGCUCAGCCCCCGUGGCCCGUAAGCCAGAAGCUCCUAUUCUCGCUCCAGCAAAAGUCACAGCGCCUGAGGUUUUGCAUGCAACACAGAUGCUGUUUCAAAAACCACAACACGUUUCUCCACCUUCGUCUGCCAUCUCCAAACCAAUCCCUGGCAUCUUGCAAGCUGCAAGUCUCCCCAGGAGCGCCUCGAGCUCUAACCUUGACUCCCCAUUUCCAAAAUCUUCAGUGCCAUUUCCUGUUUCUCCUGUAAGUCAGGCUCCGAGAGCUCAGCCUGCAACCAUUGCCGCUACAACUGCAGCAGCAAUAAUGCCUAGAGCUGUCCCUCAAGCUAGAAAGGCGUCCCUUGCUCGAUUCUUGGAGAAAAGAAAGGAAAGGGUGACAACUGCUGCACCUUACCCAUCAGCCAAGAGCCCGAUGGAGAGCAGUGACACGUUUGGCAGUGGGAGCGCCAACGACAAGUCAUCAUGCACAGACAUUGCCCUCUCAAGCAACCAUGAGGAGUCCCUAUGUUUAGGGCAGCCCAGGAACAUCAGCUUCAUCCAAGAGUCCCCCAGUACAAAACUACAGAUCUGAUCUGAAUAUCUGAUCAUGCCCAAUGUUCAUAGAUUUGUCCAGGCUGACUGAUGCAAGGACCAUACGAUACUUUUGCAUUCAGGCAAGGACUCGAGAGGAAGAGAUUACGUAUGUUAUCGGUGCCGCUAGCUGUUGUUUAUGAUGAUGUUUUGUUGUGCUAGUUUACUGUGAUGCUGGUGGUGCCCCCACCUAACUAACAAGAGAGCUGUCACUUGCAGACUCUUGAUUUUUUUUUGUCCUAGCGCCAUUUCUUUAGCGGUAUCAAGUCAAUUUAUAUAGGCUUACAAAUUCUGCGCCUUUUGUAUGGCCAAAGUGUAAUAUUUUUGUUCUUGUAUUAUGAACCUCCAUGCUGCAGAAUGCAAGAGCAAAUCUUAUUGUCGAUGGUGUUCUCAUUGCCAGCAUGUGUACGCAGUAGCGGUUCAUGUUGUUUUGAGCUGUUCUGUUUUAAUAAUAUCUCAAAAGGUUGCCGA
Molecule: messenger RNA, 1815 nt
Organism: Zea mays
Lineage: Eukaryota; Viridiplantae; Streptophyta; Magnoliopsida; Poales; Poaceae
Biological process (GO): regulation of defense response; regulation of jasmonic acid mediated signaling pathway; response to wounding
Cellular component (GO): nucleus
Source: RefSeq, marked validated